UCUCUCAGAGAUCAAAGCAAGACACCAACCAUGAGCCAUUCUUCCAUGCACUCCUCCACUUCCUACAGGCGCACCUUCGGGAGCCCCCAUAAUAUCUCCAUGUCCUCUUAUUCCAGCGCGUCUUCUCGUCCACCUGUCUCCGGGGGUCGCUACAUGCGCUCCGUGUCACCUAUGGUGUCCUCCCGCUCCACCACCUACCACCAACAGCGUUCCCGACCCAGCGUCCAGCCCCAACGCCUCACCUAUGACAAGGUGGAUUUUACCAUGGCCGAGGCCAUCAACCAGGAGUUCCUCACCACCCGCAGCAACGAAAAGGCCGAGCUACAGGAGCUCAACGACCGUUUCGCUAGUUUCAUCGAGAAGGUGCGCUACCUGGAGCAGCAAAAUGGUGCACUGCAGCAGGAGCUGACCCAGUACAAAGGUCAGCAGCAGCACGGACAGCCCAACCGUGCCACCGAGAUCUUCCAGGACGAGUUGAGGGAGCUAAGACGCCAGAUGGACGCCAUCGGCAAGGAGAGGGAUCAGUACCAACUAGAGAGGGACAACCUGGCAGAGGACUUGGGCCUGCUAAAGCAGAGGCUGGAUGAAGAAGCUCAGAAGAGGGCAGAUGCUGAGAAUAACCUAGCUGCCUUCCGCAAGGAUGUGGAUGAUGCUACAUUAUCCCGUCUGGAGCUGGAGAGGAAGAUCGAGUCCCUGAUGGAUGAAAUUGAAUUCCUCAAAAAAAUGCACGAUGAAGAGAUCCAGGACGUUCAAGUGAGUGUCCAGACCCAGCAGCUGAGGAUGGAGGUGGACCACGGCACCCGACCAGACCUUACUGGAGCUCUGAGGGAUAUCAGGGCUCAGUAUGAGACCAUUGCAAUGAAGAACAUGCAGGAAUCUGAGGACUGGUACAAGUCCAAGUUUGCAGAUCUGACUGAAUCGGCAAAGCGCAAUGGUGAUGCUUUGAAGCAGGCCAAGCAGGAUGCCUCAGAGUCUAGGAGGCAGAUCCAGUCCCUGAACUGUGAAAUUGAUGCAUUGAAGAACACGAAUGAAGCGCUCUUAAGGCAGAUGCGUGACAUGGAGGACCAGUUCGGCAAUGAGAUCGCAAACUACCAGGACAACGUAGGCCGACUGGAGGAAGAGAUUCGUCACUUGAAGGACGAGAUGGCUCGUCACCUUCGUGAAUACCAGGACCUUCUGAAUGUCAAGAUGGCUCUCGACAUUGAAAUUGCUACUUACCGGAAACUGCUGGAGGGGGAGGAGAGUAGGAUUACCAUGCCUCUUCUCAACAUUGGCAUGACAAAUCAUCUUGGCGAACGUGAUUAUGAACCCAUGCCAGCCAGUGGAACCAAGAGGACUGUGGUGAUAAAGACAGUUGAAACUAGAGACGGAGAGGUGGUGAAAGAAUCCAAGCGGGAGAAGGAGACUGAUUCGGGCCACAGUGACAAAGACGACAAGGACAACUAG
This is a messenger RNA of Nerophis lumbriciformis (worm pipefish), 1446 nucleotides long. The record is from RefSeq and is a predicted model, not a curated record. NCBI's taxonomy places the organism in Eukaryota, Metazoa, Chordata, Actinopteri, Syngnathiformes, Syngnathidae.